Lytechinus variegatus (green sea urchin) is the source of this 3028-nucleotide messenger RNA. RefSeq lists its product as uncharacterized. The transcript has a single exon. Bases 1750 to 2550 code for a protein of 266 amino acids. Lineage: Eukaryota; Metazoa; Echinodermata; Echinoidea; Temnopleuroida; Toxopneustidae. The record is from RefSeq and is a predicted model, not a curated record.
UUGUUUGAUUUUGAUGAAAUUUUCAGUGUUUUGUUUGUCUGAUUUUUUUCUGUUCAAAUCAUAUUAUUUUCAGCAUUUAGUACCCCUUUAAUGAAUUAGGGGGGAAAAUGUUUCAUACUUCAUGAAAUAAAAUAAGGUGACAAAAGAAAUAGUGAGUGGAUGACAUUGGUUCAGUAAUUUGCAUACCUACCAGGAUGUGCUUGUAACUGUUAUGUGAGAUUAAGCGAAAAUUUAGAACAUCAUAUCUUUCUUAUUUUACAUCCAAUUGUGAUAAAGUUCAGGCGUUAGGAUUGUUUGACUUUUGUCUUUUCAAUCAAACUUUUUGCUGGUGUGGACCUAUUCCCAAAGAAUGCCUUUUACUCAUUGAUUCAUGCUCGUCAUAUUUUCAAACUAAAAUAGUUUGAUCUGUCUGGAAAGUAACAUGCCCACAUUGGUUUUUACCUCAAGCUUUUGAGUAUCAUUCACAUGUACCAGGGUUUAAAUUUCAUUAAGGUUCUUUGGUAAAAUAUUAAUCUACAUUUUACAUACUAUAUCCAGGUGUAGUAUCUGGUAGGCUUCCUUUAAGUGUGCAUAGUUUAAGACACUUUCAAUGUUUCUUGAUGCUAUUUGUUUUUAUAUUGCUGGCAAUAUUAUACCAUUGCAUUAAUGAAAACAAAACGUACCCAAUAAGAAAUUUUUGAUCAACAAAGUUUAGCCGACUUGUUUGUUGUCUAUUUUGUCAAUAUGCAGUGUCAAAUUAUAGUCAAAUAAAAUGAACAUGCGGAAAAAAAUAAGGAAAAUUUAUAUUCCUAGGGGCUUUUGAAAAGCAUAAGCAAAUGAUCUAUAAUAUUUUUGGACAUUAUUAAGAUAUGUUUCAUAAUUAUUAUAUUUGAUACCACAUAUGUGGAAAUGUUCUGAAUAAAUGAGUAAGAUAUGUUUGAAAAUUUGAUGUAAAAAAUUGCCCAAAAUAUUUUGGUGAUAUUACUUGUAAUGUGACAGCCUACAAUAAGAGCUCAAGUAAUUGGCUUUCUUUGCUUAAAGAUUUUAUUACUAUUUUGUAGUAUUAUUGUGAAUUCAAUAUUUGUUAAUUUAUUAAGAAUUCAUACCAAAAUCAUCAAGAUAGUGUUAGAAAUGGAUUGUCCAAAACAUUUGAAGCCAUGCUACUUUAGACCUUCAAUUCCCAGAUUCAAUAUUUCUACUUUAAGAUAAAAACAUUUUGUACAUACAUAGAAUCGUACAAACAAACAAGGCAAUAUAAUUAAAUAUCUCUGGUGGGAGGAUCAUAAAAAAGCACAUCAAUUACUUGUUGGAAUUGAUCCUCAAAAAGUAGAUUGAACUAAAUACAGGCCUACAUUUAAGUUGAAAUGUGAUAAUAUUGUUCAGAAUCUAUAAACUAAAUAAGGGAGGAAAUAUUGAAAACUGGAAAACGAAUUGUAUAGCUCAUAGAAUUUGAUUAAAAAUUGGCUGAUAUAAAUAGAUAGGAAGCUUAUUCAAUGGAACUGAAACUUUAUAAAGGAUAAACCAAGCCAUUACAAUAAUACUUGACAAAUAAUUCCCCCAAUGAAUAAGAAUUAACUGGAGAUUUGACGAUAAGAUCCAAGAGAUCAAAGUACAUUUUGAUUUCAGCAGUUUUUAUUUGUUCUUAUAUAUUGUCCGUGACUUCUGAGUGCCCCUAUACUAUGACAGAAUGACUCGUUUUUCAUACCUAACACUAUUAUUAUUCACUACAAUUCCUGUCUACAAUCAUUACGUUACUUGUUACACAGUAAAAUGAGUGUUCGUGUUGCCCUAUGGUGUUGCCAACGAUCAAUGUCAACACUCUUUGAAAGAUGUAUUGCUGCUGGGGGUCACAUUGAGAUCUUUCAUGAAGUCUAUCUAACUGCAUACCGUUUUGGACCUCAACACAGACAAGAAAAUGCCACGUUUGAAACGGACAAUGAUUACACAUAUGACAAUGUUCACAGAAUGAUUAGUCAGAAGUUCCCUCCUGGACACGCUGUUUUCCUCAAAGACAUGGCAUAUUCUAUUGAAGGACGAUUCCCUGAGCUUUCUUUUGAGUUUUGCCACACUUUUCUGAUUCGUUCGCCGCAAAAAGUUAUAAGAUCCUACAUAAAACUCUUAGAGAGCUGCCACUUUGAUGAGGAAUAUGUGUCUGAGUUGAGAGAGAAAUUACCCAAUAGUUUCAAACAACAGUGUUUGCUCUAUGACUACAUCAUGGAAUACGGAUCUCAGUCAAGGAUACUAGUGAUAGAUGCUGAUGACUUUGUAACCAUGCCUGAAACAGUGCUACGUAGAUAUUGUCAAGAAACAGGGUUGAUAUUCAAUGAAUGUAUGCUGAGUUAUGGAAGUCUAGAUUCAAUACCUGAUGAAUGGCAUUGCUCCAAGGUUCUAAAGAAUGCAACAAAGGAAAGAGGGAGUCAUGAAAGAGCUCUUCAUAGUACAGGAAUUGAGCUAACUAAACCAGAUGACAUAGGACUAGAAUUGUCAUCAGACUGGAAGAAUUGUGUUGGAGAGUGCGAAAAGUUCUAUAAUAUUAUGUUUGACAGAAGAACAAGAUUUGAGGAUCAUUAGUGAUCAAGCCAUAUAUAUAUAUAUAUUAUAUCGUAACGAACUAUAGUUCCAUUUUUUAUGUCAUAGAGAGCUUAUGGGUCUGUAAACGUAGACUAUAUGGAAAUCGUGUAGACGUUCUGUUAAUUAACAAAAUUAGAUUUAGCCCAAAUCGCACAUUUUUAGAAACAUGUUGGAGUUUUGAUUAAUUGUCAGAAAAGUUGCUUAAGCAUUAUCCAGUUUGAUUUGAGAAAGCAGGUUGCAUGUGCAAAGUUAAUUAUGGUAUUGUAGCUAGUGUAGUUAUUUUUAGUAACCGUUUCAUCGAAGCAAAAAAAUGCAUUAAACUGAGGAGUCAAAAGCGCGGGUGCAAGAUUCUGGGUUUACGGCCCUUUACCGUAGUACUAAUGCUGCCUUUCAUCUCUUGAAUCUCAUUUUGCUCUGUACACUAAUUUAUCUUUGUGUAAUGCUAGUAGGUCCAUGGUGUAAUUAAAUGUAAAGGUCA